Penicillium brevicompactum is the source of this 1194-nucleotide messenger RNA. Its product is annotated as cation diffusion facilitator family transporter. Gene Ontology annotation, cellular component: membrane. Lineage: Eukaryota; Fungi; Ascomycota; Eurotiomycetes; Eurotiales; Aspergillaceae. Gene Ontology annotation, biological process: zinc ion transmembrane transport; intracellular zinc ion homeostasis. The transcript is spliced from 9 exons. Gene Ontology annotation, molecular function: zinc ion transmembrane transporter activity. The record is from RefSeq and is a predicted model, not a curated record. Bases 1 to 1194 code for a protein of 397 amino acids.
AUGACGUCCGAAGCAAAGCUGAACCGUGAGCGUCGGCUUCUGCUUGUUAUUUGCAUAUCGUUUUCCUUUUUCAUCGCUGAGAUUAGUGUCGGAUUCUACACACGCUCCCUCGCGCUUGUUGCCGAUGCAUUCCAUUAUCUGAAUGACCUCGUCGGCUUUGUUGUGGCGUAUGCUGCUGUCAAGGUAAUACAAAAUAAGUUCCGAGUUUCGGAAAUAUCGGCACGGGAUGAGUCUCCCAAAGAAUUAUCCUUUGGUUGGCAACGAGCACAACUACUAGGGGCAUUUUUCAACGGCGUUUUUCUCCUCGUGUUAGGGGUCAGCAUCUUCUUACAGUCUAUCGAAAGAUUUUCCUUUGCAACACCCGAACCCCUUACUCAUAUUCGUCUUCCAGGCGUCGAGAAACCAAAGCUCAUCCUCAUCAUCGGAUGCGUUGGCCUAGCGCUCAACAUCAUAAGCGCCACAUUUCUACAUGAGCAUGCCCAUGACCACGAAAAGGACCACACGCACUACGAAGAGUCCACGAUAAAUGAAGGCGGCGAGGAUAGAGCAGAAUCUUCACUUGGUACAGAUACGCCUCUUACUCCUCACCAAGAGCAUCGACACCAAGCGAGUCCACGGAACAAUGCUGGGUAUGAUCUUGGCAUGUUAGGGGUGCUUCUUCACGUUAUUGGCGAUGCCAUUAACAAUGUAGGUGUCAUUAUUUCCGCCUUGGUCAUCUGGUUGGCCCACUACGACGGGAAAUACUACGCAGAUCCUGGAGUCAGCAUGGGAAUCGCGGUGAUGAUCCUCAUAUCAUCAAUUCCCCUAGUCAAAAGAUCUGGCUCCAUUCUUCUUGAAAGUGUACCCCCUGGGGUUGACCUAAGAGACAUAAAGCAUGACUUGGAAAAGAUCCCUGGAAUAGAAUCGGUACACGAACUACAUGUUUGGGGCUUGAACCAGCAAAAAGCGCUUGCGUCAGCCCACGUGGUUGUCAAGGAGCAUUCGGUGUCUAGCUUCGUCCAUCUAGCAAAUGUGAUUAACGAAUGCUUCCAUGCUUAUGGCAUUCACUCGACCACGUUGCAGCCAGAGCUUGCACCAAGUAAUAUUCUUAACGAGCCGUCGAGGCAUGAGAACCUUCGGAAGAGGUCCAAUGCCGCCUCGUCCUGCCAGAUAACCUGUGGAAAUCUGUGCGAAAGUCUGACCUGCUGUGGAUAG